AUGAAUCAGAAUAACGACCUCGCGAAUAGUGCGGCGUCUCCUUCAGGUGGCUCAGGCUACACGCUGAGUCACAUCGUCAGUCACGGCGGUGAUAACCCUGCUCAAGUCCAAGACUAUCAAGCGUCAGAUGAACUGACUCGCAACGGACUGCGCGCUGAGGCAGCGUUCAAUACACCCAUGGUCCAGCUGAUCAUCAAGGACUUCUGCGACUUGAGCGAGCGACUGGAGCAGAUCGGGGCCAUGGUUCCCACACAGAGUGGCCUACAUUACUGGGUUAGCGACUCCGCCAACGGAAGGGGUAUCAUCGUUGCCGAGUGUGUCGAACUCUUGAGGUACGCGCCCGGAUACACCGUGCGCGUUCCGCGUGACGUGCGAUUAGCAUUUGAAGCCCUCAACACCCUCGAACUCGUAAAACAAGCUAUGUAUCACAGCCUCUCGGGGUAUCUACGAUACCUCGAAACCCAACAGCCGGCGCAGGCUCUCCAAGCUUACCAACCACCACCACCACCUAUUCUACUUAAACGCCAGGACCAGAUCGUUGUACCGCAAGGACCUAGAACAUCCGGCGUUCGGUCCAGUGGUUCCGCUGGUAUCCAUCGGUACGAGUGGCCAGAGUCUCGCAAACUUGCCUGGCUUUGCAUCACCCCACGUAUGGUUCUACCUGAGAAGGCUUUAGAAUCUUCAUACUGUUCCUUCAACAGCGUAGCGCUGUGGGACCAUGUUGACGUCCGCCUGAUUGGACCCAACAUCGAGGUGACUCUUGUGGAGAUUGCUGCGUUCUUUCCUCGAGCAGCCUCAUGUUGGAGGGCUAUCUGGAAGCGCUUCGAAGCGAGCGGAUGGAAUCUUCAUAAGCUGCGUGAGCUGAUCUUCUACUCCCGCCAGCUUAGUGUAGGCGAUUUACGGGCCCACUCCGCCGGCAGUAUGAAGAAGCAUCGACGAGAUGCUCGUAGUCACCUUUGCGCCGCCGCCGGUCUUACGCUCUCUGCGAUCAAUACCGAUCGUGUGAACUCAACUACCGAGUUCUGCGAUCUUCGCGACUGCUUCCUUGUCAGCCUGGGCGACGGACUAGUAUACUGGCCUGGAGGAGCUGAUCAGGGGGUGCUGACCCUCGCUGUCUGGCACGCUCGUCGACACGGCCAUAAUAACGUACGACUAUCUCAACUUGAGCGUUACGUCGAACAAGUACAAGAGGAAAUGGUUAAACUAUAUGGUCCUCUUCCACAGCCUAGUCCCCUUGGUCUCUAUCAGACUGAUUGGCAGGCGCUAGAGCGAAUCUUUCCGCAGCAGAGUUACGAUGCGACUCGGGUUCAUGAUCCAACGUACGAUGUCGUCCGAAAGUGGUGGGCAGCGGGACGGUAUUUUCACCAAGACUAA
This is a messenger RNA of Alternaria viburni, 1374 nucleotides long. RefSeq lists its product as uncharacterized. The record is from RefSeq and is a predicted model, not a curated record. Bases 1 to 1374 code for a protein of 457 amino acids. NCBI's taxonomy places the organism in Eukaryota, Fungi, Ascomycota, Dothideomycetes, Pleosporales, Pleosporaceae. The transcript has 4 exons.